AUGGGAGUCAAUAUAGCGUGUGUACAGGAGACUAGGUGGGUAGGGUCUAGGGCGAGGUAUGCUGACGGGUAUAAGCUUUGGUACUCCGGAGUCCGGAAAGGUAAGAAUGGAGUGGGUAUCUUGGUGGAUGAGGAACUUAGAGAGUCGGUGGUUGAGGUUAGACGGGUGAAUGACAGAUUGAUGACUAUUAAGUUGGUGGUUGGAGAGUGCACCCUAAACAUCGUUAGCAUCUACGCCCUGCAUGCGGGCCGGGAUGAGGAGGUUAAACGGCGAUUCUGGGAGGGGUUAGAUAAGAUUGUGCUUCAAGUCCCGCCUAUUGAGAGACUAUUUAUAAGAGGGGGUUUCAAUGGUCAUAUUGGGUCGACCGCAUGCGGCUAUGGUGAGGUGCAUGGAGGCUUAGGUUUUGGGGAGAGGAACGGAGGAGGUACUUCCCUGUUAGACUUUGCUAAGGCGUUUGGGUUGGUGAUUGCGAACUCUAGCUUUCCAAAGAGAGGGGAACAUUUGGUGCGGUUCCCACUAAGGUUAGGGGAAUCCGCUUCUGCGGACAAGAAUUGUGUACCUGCGAAUGCGUGCGUGCGGAAUAUUUCUGCUUCUGCGAUGCCAGGGCCGGCUAUCCCCUUUCGCUUCUCCGGUGCUUCCCUCGCACCAGCGAUAUCACUCCCUAGCGUAUUGUCUGCACCUGCGGACGUAGCUAGCCUAACCAACUAUUGA
Molecule: messenger RNA, 711 nt
Organism: Nicotiana tabacum (common tobacco)
Lineage: Eukaryota; Viridiplantae; Streptophyta; Magnoliopsida; Solanales; Solanaceae
Source: RefSeq, a predicted model, not a curated record